Molecule: messenger RNA, 5505 nt
Organism: Saprolegnia diclina VS20
Lineage: Eukaryota; Oomycota; Saprolegniomycetes; Saprolegniales; Saprolegniaceae
Exons: 5
Coding region: 33-5438 (1801 amino acids)
Biological process (GO): plasma membrane organization
Source: RefSeq, a predicted model, not a curated record
GGAUUUCGAAGGCGUCAUUUCCCGACGGACGGAUGAGCGAAGAGUACCGCGUCGUGGUCGUCAAGGCGACCAACCUCGUCGGCAACGACGGCUUUGGCGCCAACAAGACGUCCGACCCGUUCGUCGAGCUCUCGUACCUCAACAGCAGCUUCGAGCCGCUCAAAGCCGAGACGCGCAAGACGCGCGACGUCUCCAAGACCAUCAACCCGCUCUGGAACGAGACCUUUACGAUCGGCAACGACGUGGAUUUGCGCACGGUCACGUACCUUGCGUGCACGGUCUACGACAAGAACCUCUUGAAGAACGUGCCGCUCGGGCGCGCGCUCGUUCCGCUCGAUGCCAUUCGCACCGGCGUCAUGGCCGGCGGCGCGUUCCAGCACAAGUGCGUCGUCGAGAAGUUUGGCAAAAUGCGCUUUGCGACCGGCGACUUGUUUCUCGAGUUUAGUGUGCACCAUCCCGGGUCGUCGGCGGUGGCGGCGCCAGCGAACGGCGACGAGCCGGCGGCGCCCGUGACCGGCCCACCGAAUGUCCUUCACGUGACGAUCGACUCGGCGACGGGGCUGCCGGCCAUGGACAUUGGUGGCACGAGCGACCCACUCGUCAUCAUCACGUGCAACAAGACCAAGCUCAACACGACGACGAAAACCAAGUGUGUUGCGUGCAUGUGGAACGAGUCGUUCAAGCUGCCGGUCACGGACGUGACCCAAGACGUCUUUUUCGUUGUCGAAGAUUUCGACUUGACCGUCAACGACUUUAUGGGGCAGGCCAAGGUGUCUCUCGAGGCGCUUGGCGACGGCAAGCCGCGCACGGUGACGCUCGACCUCCUCGACAAGAAAUUCCGAAAAAAGAAGGACCUGGGUACGCUCACGGUCACGUUGCGCUGGAUCUACUCGGCCAACGUCACGGACGUUGUCGCCUCCAACAAGAAGAAGGCCGGCGGGAUCUUUUCCAAGAUUGGGAACGCGCUCACGGGCAACCCCGACGCGGGCGACGACGACGAGGAAGGGAUCGACCCCGAUGCGGACGAAGCAGCGCCCAAGAAGAGCGACGACGAGCUCAAGAAGGAGGCCGAAGAGAAGGAAAAAGCGCUGCAGGAAGAGAAGAAAGCGCUCGAAGACAUCAACAUCAAGUCGGGCGACUACUCGAUCCAAGUGCAUGUGAUUGAAGCCCGGGAUCUCGUGGCGAAAGAUGCGACUGGCACGUCCGACCCGGUUGUGUACGUGAGCGUGCUCGGCCAGGAGCAGCACACGGCCGUCAAGAAGCAGACGCUCUCCGCGGUCUGGGACGACACGCUCAUCUUUACGUUCCGGAAUUUGGACAAGGACGAGGUCGAGGCCGGCGCGAUCAAGCUCAGCAUCAUGGACGCCAACACGCUCACGCGCGCCGAGCUCAUUGGCGAGAUCCAGUUCGACGUCUCGUUCAUCUACUCGCAUAUCAACCACCAGAUCUGCAACAAGUGGCUCGGCCUCAUUGCGCCGGGCCAAGAAGGCGUCCAAGGCUACCUGCGUGUCUCGAUCUCGCUUGUGGGUCCCGGCGACAAGUUUGUGCCGCCGCCGCCGGUCGGGCCCGACAGCGCGGGCCUCGACGCCGUCAUGAUGCCGUCGAGCGUCAAGCAAGAAGUCAACUUCCUCGUAUGCCGCAUCCACGUCGGCGAGCAUUUGCCGCCCAUGGACAGCGUCCUUGGCGGCUUCAAGCAAGGCCUCGACGCGUACGUCCAGUGCUCCUUGGGCAACACCAAGCCGAUCCGAACGCGCGUCAAGACCAAGAGCGGCGAGCGCCACCAGCUCAACCCGGCCUUCAACGACGAGCUCUGGCUUGUGUUGCACGAGCCGAGCUUAGCCAACCAGAUCGUGGUGUGCGUCAAAGACUGGGACAAGGUCGGGAAGGACGAGGUCGUCGCGCACUCGUACCAAUCGCUGCGCGUCAUCAAGAAGCUUGGUGGGCGUAUGGGGCCCACGUGGCUCAACUUGUACGGCGCGCCGAUCGCACACGCCAAGGGCAAUGUGCUCUCGGGCGACACGGUCAAGGAGCAAAUGAACACGUUUCCCGACAUGGCCACGUUUUACCGCGGCCGUAUCCUCGUGACGUUUGAGAUCCACUCGAACGACAAGAAGCUCGAAGAAGUCAACCAGCGCGUGAAAGCGACGCCUUUGGCGCACCACGCGUACCCCGAGACGGCCAUCUACCGGCUCCGCGCGUUCGUCGGCCUCGGCUCGGACAUUCCGCAGAUCACGUCGCUCGCAUCUGGCGCAACGCGCAAGUCCAAGAUGCAGAUUGUCAUCACGUGCGGGCUCAACUCGCUUGAGUUUGAGCGACGGGAAAACAACAAGGGCGUCGUGGUCUGGAACGAGCUCAGGGAGACGGACAACCUCGUCUUGCCGCGGGACCCAUCCCAGAUCCCCGACAUUUUCGUGUACCUCUGCAAGGGCAAGGUCGACGGAAAGCUUUCGACGCGCAAGCAGGUCGCGUACAAGCGCUACGCAGCCAAGGACCUCUUGGAGAAGAACAUGGUGUCCGAGCCGGCGUGGGUCACUCUGAAAGAAGACCCGGCCGUCGACGCGCUCAAAGACGAAGUCUUUCCGGGCAACAUUUUUCUCAACCUCGGCUUUGGCUACCUCGACACGUCGAACGCGACGGUCGACAUGUGGAACCGCCUGUGCAACCAGGAAAUCCUCGGCACCCGGCUCAAGUACCAAGUCCAAGUCAACAUUUUCCAGGGUCGGCAGCUACCGGCACUGGACGACAAUGGCUUGUGCGACCCGUACAUCAAAGUGCGACUGUGCGGCCAAGAAGAGCGCACCGAAGUGAAGAAGAAGACGCGCGACCCGCUGUACUACCAGACGUUUUGCUUUGACGUCGACCUGCCGCCUGUCGAGUACAUUCAGUACUCGCCCCAGGUCAUUCUGCGCGCGAUGGACUGGGACUUGGGGCUUGGCGACUCGUCCCACGACUACAUGGGCUCGGCGUUCAUCUCGCUAAACCAAGAGCACAUCCGACGCCCCGAUGACCCGCGGCCACUGCCUCUUCCGCAGUGGUACAACCUCAUGCAGCAAGAAGCAGGCGACACGGAAGGCUCGAUCCUCGCGUCCGUCGUCGUCAUCAAGAAGGACACUCCUGAUAUGAUUCUGUCGCCACCACGCCCGAUUGCACCCAAGAUGAUCACAGCGUACUUGGAGAUCAUCGUGCUCGGUCUCCGGGACAUGCGUCCGUUCCAGUUCCUCCCGAUUCAGCUGCCGUUCGUCGAGUUUACGCUCGGCGGCAAGACGCAUGCGAACCAAGAGAUGAAGACGGAGACGUCCAAGCGGCCGACUGGCGACAACCCCAACUUUCUUCAGCGCAUCGUGCGCGAGGUUGAGCUUCCGGAAGACUCGCUCUUCGCGCCCAUGCUCAACAUUAUGGUCCGGGACACGCGUCUUGGCGGCUGGCUCAAGCCCACGAUCGGGAAUGCAUCCAUUGAUAUGACGACCAAGCUGCCGUGGGGCCAAGGCUACAUUCCUCCGCAGACACCCGACUUGGGCUGCGUAGCCAGCGCCGCGCCGGACGACGACGACGACGAGAUCGACUUGAGUGAUGACCAUGCGCCGCUGCUCAAGGAGCACCACGCCAAAGGCGAGAAUGGCGCGGGUGUCUUUGGUGCCCUCCACUCGAUGAACAUCUCGAUCGACUUGGAGAACCCGAGCUUGCUCACCGAGACGGCCAUCUCGGACGAGUCCCCGUCGCCCAUGAUGCGGCGUGGUAGCUCGGUCUUGAGCUCGCCCACUUCGGACGACGUCGUCGAGGACGACGAAGGCGCCGACGAGUUUGAGAUCAAGAAGAGAAAGUACAUGAAGAACCGCGACGACUACAACGAAGACCUCGAGUCGGCGGCGCUCAAGACCAAGCCGUUCGAGACGUACGCGCUCUCGAUUGGCCAAAAGAAGAGGAAGAAGUCGGUGCUCGACAUUCUUAGCGUCGGCAAGCUCAACCCGUUCAAGCUCGUCGGCAACACGGUGAACUCGGUGAAGAAGGUCGCAGGUCUCGGCGGCGCGAGCGGUGGCGGCGACAGCGAGAACGGGCUGGGCACGUUCCACAUUGCGGGCAUCUUCAAAGGGCUCGUCCGCGUCAUGCGUCGCGAAGACGAGCCGCCGCUGGUCGACAUGCAAAAGCUCCUCAACCCGCAGCCGUAUACGCUGCGCGUCUACGUGUUGAACGGGACGGGCUUUGCGCCGAUGGACCCGGGCCUCGAUGGCACUCCCGGCAAGUCGGACCCGUAUCUGAUUUUGCGCCUCGGGAAGCACAAGAUCAACGACCGGAAAAACUACAUCGACGAUGUCGUGGACCCGGACUUUUACAAGUUGUACGAGUUCCACUGCCAGUUUCCCGGUGUCGCGACGCUUACGAUCGACGCGUUCGACCACGAUUUCAUCGGCGGCGACGAUCUCAUUGGCUCGACACGGAUCGACGUCGAAGACCGAUUCUUUGACAAGCACUGGCACGCGCUCGGCCACGCCUUCCAAACCACCAAGCGCUGGGGCCCCAAGCCUGUCGAGCAGCGGACGCUCACGAUCCCGACGUCCCGGGCGCCCAUGGGCCAGCUCAAGCUCUGGAUCGACAUUUUGACGCCCAAGGAAGCCGUCAACUUUCCGCCCGCGGACAUUGCGCUGCCGCCGCCGCGCGAGUUUGAGCUCCGCGUCGUCAUUUGGAAGACAAAGGAAGUGCCAAACGCAGACGAGAUCACCGAGAUGAACGACCUCUUUGUGCGCUGCGCGCUCGAAGGCAGCGACCACCAGGACACGGACAUCCAUUGGCGGGCCAAGAAGGGCAAGGCGAGCUUCAACUGGCGCAUGAAGUUCAAGGUGCUCCUCGGGCACAAGCAGCACAACUCCAAGUUCCCGUACUUUAAGCUCCAAAUGUGGGACAAGGACGUCUUCUCGUCGAACGACUGCAUCGCCGAGGGCAUCUUGGACAUGCAGCCGCACUUCCGGCAAGUGUGCAAGCUCCAAGCCCCGUACCAAAUUUUCCAGAACAAGACGCCGCGCCCAAAAGAGACGGCAAGCGAAGCGCAAAACAACGACGCGAUCCGGUCCAUCAAGGAGGCCACGGGGCUCUGGGACACGGACCCGACCGACUCGAGUUGGAUCAAGAUGGAGCGCAUGAACCGCGCGACGGGCGUCAAGGACCCGAUGGGCGCCGUCUGCAUCAGCAUGGAACUCGUGCCAAUCGAGAAGGCCAAGACCAUUGCCGUUGGGUUUGGCCGGAGCGACCCGAACAACAGUCCGUUCUUGCCGCCGCCGGCCGGCCGCCUCAAGUUCAGCAUGAACCCGUUCUACGUCUUCAACGAGCUCCUCGGCCCAAAGAUCUGCCGCCGCGUCAUGUGCGUCGUGUGCUUUGUCGCGCUCGGUGUCAUCAUGUACUUUGCGGGCCCGAUCAUCAACCUCCUCAUCGUCAUCCUCAAAUAAGGUCGCGAUCCUCUACAUGCAUCCAUUCGCUUUUGAACAACUCUACUUCAACGCUCGUUGCUCACCG